AUGAGGUACUACAGAGACUUUGAUGGUGACUAUUACUACCUUGAGGAAUCUGACCGAAAUGUUUAUGAUGAAAAGGAUCCGACAAAGGAUCCCUCUAAUGAGCCUAUUAGAUCCUCUUAUGGUUUUCUAUCUACUGAUUUGAAAUCCUAUCUUUAUGGGUUGGUCAAAAGGAUUUUGGCUGACAACCAGGUUAGGGAAGAGUAUAUCAUGGAAAAAAUUGACAAUCUAGCCAAAGAAAGUGAAGAAAGUUGGGUAGAGCUGAAGAGUGAUUUGAAGGUUGAGAUAAAGGCUGAGAUACGAGCUUCUGAAGCUCGAGUGACUCCUCAAGUAGAGUCUGUUAGAAUUGUUGUUGACUACCUAGGUAGAACUAAUGUUAUCCUUGAUAUUGGUCCUUUUGAUAUUGAUACAUACACCACUCUUCCCAUUUCAGAUGUCACUAUUGUUGUACCAUCUUCUGAUGAUGCAACUGACAUUCCAUGA
Molecule: messenger RNA, 480 nt
Organism: Vicia faba (fava bean)
Lineage: Eukaryota; Viridiplantae; Streptophyta; Magnoliopsida; Fabales; Fabaceae
Source: the annotation of a GenBank genome assembly